Molecule: messenger RNA, 790 nt
Organism: Lycium barbarum (goji berry)
Lineage: Eukaryota; Viridiplantae; Streptophyta; Magnoliopsida; Solanales; Solanaceae
Exons: 3
Coding region: 1-522 (173 amino acids)
Molecular function (GO): metal ion binding
Source: RefSeq, a predicted model, not a curated record
AUGCGGUCGAAAAUUAAGUCAAAUUUGGUCAAAUCUGACUUAAUUAUUUCGACCGCACACGGUCAAAAUAAUAAAUUUGAAAAAUUUAAUGUACUCCCCCAACAUCAAUCGUGCAAUUCUCACCAAAAAUACCAAAACCUAAUUUUAUCCCAAACUCCCACCCCCACCACACCCCUACCCCGCCGCCGACGCCCCAUCCCCACCACUGCCUGUCCUCCGUUGCCGCCCUUGCUGUCCGCCAGAGGGGGGAACCACAGAAGCAAGUUGACUAGUGAUGUAGCUGGGGAGCUUAGUGAUACAUCUGUAAGUUGUGAGGAAACUAGAUCCAAUUCUCAGGCUAUUGCAUUUUCUCCAUUGGAGCAGCAAGUGCUGAAGAAGCCCCAGGUGAUUACAGUGGUUCUGAAAGUUCACAUGCAUUGUGAGGCUUGUGCUCACGAAAUCAAGAGGCGUAUACAAAGAAUGAAAGGCAAGAUUAUUAAUUUUGCUAUUAUUUUCUUCACUCUUUUUCUUUUAUUUAAUUAAUUUGGGAGUAGUAGGAGUACUAUUUUGAUUCAUUAUGCUGAUUUUCUGAUUAUGCUUUUGUUACACUUUUCAGUUGUAUUUGUUAAUUAAAGGACGUUUCUUUUCUCUUUUUCGGAUCUCUACAAUAACAUUGGAUACUUAAGGAUCUCUAUAUUCUAUAUAUGUACCUUUCUCAAUCAGUACAUUCUUUUAUUAGUUAGUAGGAAUAGAAUAUUCAAUUCUUAAAGAUUCUCUUAAAAUUCUUCAGUUUUGAGUUUAAUUCAAGCAC